Messenger RNA from Tachyglossus aculeatus (Australian echidna), 1815 nucleotides. RefSeq names its product calcium voltage-gated channel auxiliary subunit gamma 7 (gene CACNG7). Bases 101 to 928 code for a protein of 275 amino acids. The transcript has 5 exons. The record is from RefSeq and is a predicted model, not a curated record. NCBI's taxonomy places the organism in Eukaryota, Metazoa, Chordata, Mammalia, Monotremata, Tachyglossidae. Gene Ontology annotation, molecular function: voltage-gated calcium channel activity; channel regulator activity. Gene Ontology annotation, biological process: calcium ion transport; postsynaptic neurotransmitter receptor diffusion trapping; neurotransmitter receptor internalization. Gene Ontology annotation, cellular component: AMPA glutamate receptor complex; postsynaptic density membrane.
GUGAGGGGAGAGGUUCUGGGGGGCUGGGCGGCCUGGGUUCUCUGCCCCCCGUGUCGGUCCCCACCCCCCAGGUCCAGCAGGGCGUCCCCCGCCGCCCAGAAUGAGUAACUGCAGCAGCCGGGCGCUGACCCUGCUGAGCAGCGUGUUUGGGGCCUGCGGGCUGCUCUUGGUGGGCAUCGCCGUCAGCACGGACUACUGGCUCUACAUGGAGGAGGGCACCGUCCUGCCCCAGAACCAGACCACCGAGGUCAAGAUGGCCUUGCACGCCGGGCUCUGGCGGGUCUGCUUCUUCGCCGGCCGGGAGAAAGGCCGCUGUGUCGCCUCCGAGUAUUUCCUGGAGCCCGAGAUCAACCUGGUGACGGAGAAUACGGAGAACAUUCUGAAGACGGUGCGGACCGCCACCCCCUUCCCCAUGGUCAGCCUCUUCCUCGUCUUUACGGCCUUCGUCAUCAGCAACAUAGGUCACAUCCGCCCUCAGAGGACCAUCCUGGCCUUUGUCUCCGGCAUCUUCUUCAUCCUCUCGGGUCUGUCUCUGGUUGUUGGCCUGGUGCUCUACAUCUCUAGCAUCAACGACGAGGUCAUGAACCGGCCCAGCAGCUCUGAGCAGUAUUUCCACUAUCGCUACGGUUGGUCCUUUGCCUUUGCGGCCUCCUCGUUCCUUCUCAAAGAGGGUGCCGGGGUGAUGUCCGUGUACCUGUUCACGAAGCGUUACGCUGAGGAAGAGAUGUACCGGCCGCACCCGGCCUUCUACCGGCCCCGCCUCAGCGAUUGUUCUGACUACUCUGGCCAGUUUCUGCAGCCCGAGGCCUGGCACCGAGGCCGCAGCCCCUCGGACAUAUCCUCCGACGUCUCCAUCCAGAUGACCCAGAACUACCCACCGGCCAUCAAGUAUCCUGACCACAUCCACAUCUCCACCUCCCCCUGCUAGGCCCCUCACAAGGACACCCCGAGACUCACCCCCCUUCUUCCUUCAUAGUUCUCUUCACUCCUUGAAAAUCAGCUCCCCCAUCAAUCACCAUAACCUUUGGAUUUGGGGCUGUUCUUUCCCCCUAUGACUCCCUUUCUCUCUGUCUCUCUCUUUGAGUCUCCCUCUCUCUGUCUCUCUGGGUCUUCCUCUCUCCAUCUCUCUCUCUCUCUCUCUCUCUCUCUCUCUCUCUCUCUCUCUCUCUCUCUCUCUCUCUAUCUCACCCUUCUCAGAGAAAAUAUUUUUGCCACCUUGGGUCCCCUACAGAAUGUGACCAGGUGGCCAUUUUGUGGGCAGCUCUUCUUCUCACAGAUUUCCCCAGAGUUGGCUUGGCGGCCAUUCGGCCCUCAGUCUUCCUUGGGUUCCACUGGUGGCCGGGCCGGAAGAGGUUGGGAGGCCGUCUUGGAGUCUGCUCCCGUCUUGCCAGGUGACAGAAUGUGGUUCAGCGAUUACCUGGGGACUUGGUUUCCCCGGGCUGCGUAUCUGGUGACCAUUCGGUCUCCCUUCCGUGUUUCCAGCUUUGGGCAUGUGCCCCUAUAUCCAAGUUUCCUUCCACCUCGCACAGAACACUCCCCAGCCCCUUUCUUACCACCAUACUGUCUCCUUAAAAGUCUUGUUUUCCUCAUCAGCCCCUGUAACAGGACCUGCACCCUCUGCCAUACUGGGACCUCAGACAAGAAGUGACCUGAUCACCAUUUUGGGUGGCAGGGAAGGCAGGGCCAAGGCACGAAGGAAGGAAUGCGUGUUGGGGGGACAUCUCUGCUUUUACCCCUCUCCUAUACUUCCCUUCUCCCUCAUUUCUCUCUCUCUCUCUAUUUCUGUCUUUCUCAUUCUGUGUGUGUUUCUUGUCU